AUGAUACUACGAAGCUAUAGAUUAGGGUUACGUUUAAAACAAGCCCCUGGACCAUUCAUAAAUUCAACUCGACAGUACUCCAUUGAUCAUAAUGCAAUCGUAAAUACAUUUACCAGAGCCUUUGAGAGUUUGCAUGAAACUAGUGGUUUACCAUGGUGGGCCCUAAUACCUGUCACCACAUUUGCCCUCAGAUCGGUCUGGACGUUGCCAUUAGCCAUAAUUCAACGUAAGAGAAUACAGAAACAGAGUACUUUGAAACCGAUAAUCAGUGCACUUAAUCCUAUUUUAAAGAUGAAUCUAGCGAAACGGGUUCAAAAAGCGAAAAAUUUACAACAAGUGCCAGAUACAGACGACUCGGUUAAAGCGGCACAAGCCCCGUUGGCCAAUAUGUCUUAUGAACAAAUUUUGCUUCUAAGUACUAAGGAAACCCGCAAACGUCAAAAGCAACUUUUCAAGAAAAAUGGUGUUCAGAUAUGGAAGAAUUUUAUCUUACCUACAUUUCAAAUCCCACUCUGGAUUAUAAUGUCUUUGACAAUGAGAGACUUGAGUGGCUGGUCAUCGUGGGAUAACUUACACAACAAGGCAUUAGACCCUUCAUUGUACACGGAAGGUUGCUUAUGGUUCCAGGACUUGGCAGUGGCCGAUCCCAUGCAUGUUUUCCCCCUAAUUUUGGGAGUCAUUUCAUUAUGUAACAUUGAAUGGACUUUCCGCACUUUAGAGUUGUCGCGAUUGACACAGAGGUUGAAGUAUCGUCCGAACUUGACUGAUGCGGUUGCAAAUUUUUCAAGAAUGUCUAUUGUUUUCAUGAUGGCCAUCUCAAUCCAUGCACCAGCUGCAUUGGUACUAUAUUGGAUCUCCUCACAGUUUUUUUCAUUGGUUCAGAAUAUUGUAUUGGAUAUCAAAUACCCUAUUAUGUUCACUCCAAAGAAGCGUUUUGGUGGGGAUAUAUUGGAGAAGUAG
Lodderomyces margitis is the source of this 960-nucleotide messenger RNA. RefSeq names its product membrane insertase. Lineage: Eukaryota; Fungi; Ascomycota; Pichiomycetes; Serinales; Debaryomycetaceae. The record is from RefSeq and is a predicted model, not a curated record. The transcript has a single exon. The coding region runs from base 1 to 960 and encodes 319 amino acids. Gene Ontology annotation, molecular function: membrane insertase activity. Gene Ontology annotation, biological process: protein insertion into mitochondrial inner membrane from matrix; mitochondrial respiratory chain complex IV assembly. Gene Ontology annotation, cellular component: mitochondrial inner membrane.